GUUUCCUUAGGUUUACAUUGACUGCAUUUUUUUAUAAUGUUGCUAAAGUUUAAAAAAUCAUCUUAUUUUUAAUUGCCUCACUAAAAGACGGUUCUAAAACUUCAGUGGGCAACGGUUUUUAUUUUUUGUUGUUUCCCCACACUUCAAAACUGUGGUCACUUACUCUAUUACUCCGCAAGUUUUUUAUUAUUAGAACCGUUCGGGUAUCCUUUUAACCCAUCUGUCUGCCUAAGCCAUGAAGACGCCGCCGCUGCUCCAGCCUCUAGACAACUUCGAAGAAGACGACACCACUGUUCAGGGGCGGAGCUAGGGGGUGGCCACCCCUGGCCCUGGCCCAGCCUAAAUUUUAAAAAUCUCUAUAUUUUUAGUGUAAAAAAAUUCGUUUGAAAUUUUUUCCAAAAAUAUUCUUUGUACCGGCCCAGUCCGGCCCAGUGUCCUGGCUCCGCCCCUGCCACUGUUGCUCCCGAUGAAUUCGACGAAGUCGACGCCGCUGCUAUUCCCCACAACUUCGAAGAAGACGGCGCCCCUGCUCCCGAAGAUGGUGUCCGCUGCUGCUUCAGGUUAACAGAUGAAGACGUGCUGCCCUCCAUUAACACUCUGUUGGGGAAAAACACGAUCCCCGGGUCUUUUCCAUGAUCACGAGCUCAAAGGAUUCUUGUACAUUCACCCACUCACUCAUAACACAAAGAUUCAAUCUAACAAUAUCACAUUGUAUUAUACAAUUGAAAUGUACAAGAGAUAUUUUACAAGUAAAACGAGUAGUUCACAUCACUCUUUGCGUAUGGGACUACUUCACUCUCACUCUCCUAUCUCAAGGAGGCUCUCCCUCAGUCACGAGCUCUCCUUGAGGCUCCUCUCUUACAUCCCUCAAGGAGGCUCUCUCUCUCUAGGCCCUCACUCACAUGGCUCUCCUAAGCUCUCUCACUCUUGAGGCUCACUCAUGGCUCUCAAUGUACAAGAAUCCUUUGAGCUGGUGAUCCUGGUGAAGGUCGGGGAUCGCGUUUUGCCCAACACACUCGACACACCGCUCUGUAUCAUUGAUGCUCCAAUUGACAUGUUUUCU
Cuscuta epithymum is the source of this 1063-nucleotide messenger RNA. The record is from the annotation of a GenBank genome assembly. Lineage: Eukaryota; Viridiplantae; Streptophyta; Magnoliopsida; Solanales; Convolvulaceae.